GCUAUCUGAGGCAGCGGCAGUUCCCCUGCGCUCUCUCCAUCCUGCAGGCUGCACUCAUUCACACACACUCUCACACACUCUCUCUCUUAAAACCAAUAAGAUCCUGGACACACACUCACCUACUCUUAUACUUACAGGCAAUCUGCAGGCACGCACACAUACACACACUACUAUCACACAUCCACACUACAAGUUCACAUCGGAGGCAGUUGCAGACACUCCAGCUUUACGCACACUUAUUUCUCCUUUACAAAUCUCGCACAGAAAAUGAGGACAACUGUGUUUUGCGUUUGUGCCAGUCUCCUGCUUACAGCCACCUUGGUGCCGCGGACCAGCCGGGCAGCAGACUUCCCGGGCAACUCUCACCACAGAUGGGACGCUAGAGGAACCUACAAUUUGGGAUCUGAUUCUGGUACCCCAGCCUCAUGCUCCGUGAAACUUAGACCCUCAGGCCAGUGUGGGAGCACCGGAGCCGGGGCAGAGGAAGGGGAGGACUGCCCUUACCAGCUCACACUGCCUCUCACCAUCCAGCUGCCCAAGCAGUUCAGGCUGCUGGAAAAGACGAUGAAGGAGCUGCAGAGCCUGAAGGAGGUGGUGAACAAGCUGAAAAGUGGGUGCCAGGAGUGCCGUGGGGCACGAGUUAACGGAGCUUUUGGACAUCAGCAAGACCAGGGACAGAUGCAGGACCCGAUUCAGAGGGAUGAUGGGGACAACGGCAGACUGGACCCGAUGGGCCAGGAGGUGUUAGGUGGGUCCAGCCAGGAGGAGAGAGGAGAUGGGAUGGUUCCUGGAGCUACUGGAAUGGACGGUACUGGACUGGGGCAAGGUUCCAUUUUUGGGAAAAUUACACCAAGCCCGAGCACAAUGCAAGAGAUGCAGGUGAAGCUGAAUAGGAUGUCAGCCAGCUUGCGCAACGCCAGGAGCCAGAUCUCUGCUCUGCAGGGUCGUCUGGAGGGGCUCAACCUGCUCAACUUGGACAACGUGCAGGCUAUGGUGGACAGACGGGUGGAAAACAUCACUGGAGUGGUCAACAAGCUCAGCUCCACCUGCACCACCCAGUGUGCAGUGCAGACCAGCCCUCAGUUCAUCUUAGCCCCUCGGGACUGCUCAGACUACAAUGUGCUGGAGACGAGGAAGAGUGGUCUGUAUCGUGUGACCCCCGAUCCUCGCAACGGGACUUUUGAAGUGUACUGUGACAUGGAGUCCUUUGGAGGUGGCUGGACAGUGAUACAGCAACGGCUCGAUGGGUCCGUCAGCUUUAACCGCACCUGGGCCGAGUAUAAGAAAGGCUUCGGGAACCUCAGAGGUGAGUUCUGGCUGGGCAAUGACCAUAUCCAUUUGCUGACUAAAGCCAAAGACACGAUUCUGCGUAUCGAGCUGGAGGACUUUGAGGGUGUCCGGGAAUAUGCAAAGUAUGACCAGUUCUAUGUGGCCAAUGAGUUCCUGCGCUACCGCCUGUCUAUCAGUGGAUACAGUGGGACUGCUGGGAAUGCCAUCAGCUUCAACAAGCACUUCAACCACGACCAGAAGUUCUUCUCCACGCCCGACCGCGACAACGACAUGUACCCCUCCGGAAACUGCGGCGCCUACUACAGCUCCGGCUGGUGGUUCGACGCCUGCAUGUCCGCCAACCUCAACGGGAAGUACUAUCACAAGAGGUACAAGGGAGUCAGGAACGGGAUCUUCUGGGGAACAUGGCACAACAUGUCCACAGAGUACUACCCCACCAACUACAGGCAGGCCUUCAAAACGGUCAAGAUGAUGAUACGGCCCAAGAACUAUGCUCCUUAAGAGGACAGGUGAAUGUUUGAGGAUGUUGUCAGGCAGACAGACGGAGAAACACAAAGAAAGCGGAAGUACAUGAAGACUCAUACACAUAGUCAUGCAUUUGCACACAUUUACACAUGCAUACGUGUACACCAAAAGAAGACUCUAAGCCCUUAUAGACAGUUUGAAUGCAGUAUUAACAACAGUAAUUGUGAAAAAUUUAAGUGUGCUCUUUCUUUUUUUUUCUGCUGUAGUGAGUGUGGCCUUCGAAAUGUUGGAUUAAAAUGAUGAUAAUAAAGGACAAUGGACUAUGAACUAUGAUUGACUAAUAAAAAAACCACACAUGCAGUGUAAAGGCCAGCCUCCUGCAGGGGCCAUAAUGUUAUACGGAGGGUUACUGUGAGAGAUUUUUCACCGGUCUCUGACAUUUCUUCUCUUUCUGUCCUGCUGCCUCCUGCUAUAAACCCAGCUGAGACACAGCACAGCACAUACUAGUAGUAAAAACUAAUGAGCUAUCAUUUUCUCCGCUGUAAAUGAUUUCAUAAUUAACAGCAGCCACUCGAGUGAGGUAUACGAGAGCUGAUGAUACAGUUUUGAGUGCGUCUGAAAUUCAUCGUGGAAGACUUCAUGCUGGGGUCAGAGACAAACUGUUCAAAAGUAUACAGGCAGCAAUCAGUCUUUAAGAAGCUGUGCACAAGUAAAAGCUUCUGUGCCACUUAUUUAAUUACACCAGGACCGUUUCCUACUGCAUCACCAUCCUACACAAUAUCCCAGUAUAAAUAUGCAGCCGGAGAUAAAUUUCUUUUGAGUGACUCCCAUGUACAUCCUGCAUUAUUGAUGCUUUAGCAAAUUCUUCUUGACAGCAGCCACAGAGCAGCACACUGCUGUCAGAAAAAAUAGCUCCAAUUGUUUUUCCAACCUUAUCAUUGGGUGUACAGGACUACUGCACACCUCUUCAUGUCAUUUCACUUGUAAAAAUCCUCCUUGACUCACCACUUGUACAAUACUGCUAUCUAAUGUUAGGAAACUGUAUAGCACCAUUUAAUCCAUUUUAUACACACUGUGAAUGGGAAGGAUCGGGGAAAGAGAUGUUUUACUUUAAGGAUGUGUACAGUAUUUAUUUUACUUUGUGAGGUAUGAUAGCUUUUAUAACACACAGGUCAUGCAGUAUAAAGUCUAAUGAUUGUUGAUAUUUGAGCAAUGAUAAAGACUGUGAUAAUUGUGACCAUUCAUAGUGAAUAUAUGCGUAUUUGGAGCUCUGUGUGUAUACCAUACUGAUCUUGUUUUUUAUCAUUCAUACUCAACCGUCAUGCCAAAAGAUAUUAUGCACUUUUUAUAUUUAAAAAAAAAUGAAUAAAGUUCCAAUUCCAUGGCUGUGUAAAUUGCAGUGUUUAAAAACCAUAAUGAUGCCUGCUCAUCUUUAAAAACAUCUUCUGUAUUGGAAUCACCUUUCGAUGAACGUAUACAAGUUUAGCAUGUGUAUCCAUGAAUAGAAAACUCUGAAGUGUCUGCCGUCUAGUAUCCAGGGCUGUGUGUUGCCUGUAAAAAUGGAGGGUGAGGUGCUGCAUGCCCAUAGUAAAUGGGUUGAUGAGGUGUUGACUCAAUAAAGCGACUGAACAAAAGACUGAGUUCAUAUCAACUUCAUGGAAGAUAAAUGAUCAAACUGUGGGACUGUGACUUCAAUGUCUGUUUACUGUCUGUGCUGAUCAAGUUAAUAAAAAAAUAUUGUGCUCAUUCACACGAUGA
Molecule: messenger RNA, 3513 nt
Organism: Acanthochromis polyacanthus (spiny chromis)
Lineage: Eukaryota; Metazoa; Chordata; Actinopteri; Pomacentridae
Gene: fgl2a
Product: fibrinogen-like 2a
Source: RefSeq, a predicted model, not a curated record